Messenger RNA from Spizellomyces punctatus DAOM BR117, 1094 nucleotides. RefSeq lists its product as uncharacterized. Gene Ontology annotation, cellular component: microtubule. NCBI's taxonomy places the organism in Eukaryota, Fungi, Chytridiomycota, Chytridiomycetes, Spizellomycetales, Spizellomycetaceae. The record is from RefSeq and is a predicted model, not a curated record. Bases 56 to 1003 code for a protein of 315 amino acids. Gene Ontology annotation, molecular function: tubulin binding. The transcript has 7 exons. Gene Ontology annotation, biological process: microtubule polymerization; microtubule bundle formation; positive regulation of protein polymerization.
ACUCCGCCUCUCACAAUACUGUACGUUCCACUCGAAAUUUCAAAAAAAAAAGACAAUGGGUACUCUCGAAGACUUGCGCGAAAUUUACGAGGCUUUCUGUGCUUUCGGCUCCAAUCGCAAUCUCAGCAAUCCUCAUGGAUCGAUGGAGUCCAUUGCCGGGCCGACAAUGGAUGGUGCAAAAUUUGCGAAGUUUGCCCGCGAUAACAGGCUGAUUGAUAACAAACGUGUGACCACCACGGAUGUCGACAUAAUCUUUAACAAGGUUAAAACCAAAGGUGCCCGCAAGCUCGACUGGAAUACUUUCAUCGAUGGACUCACUGAGAUCGCCGUGAAAAAGUAUCCUGGUAAACAGGGUCGGCAGGCACUGGAUGCGGUUAUUAGCACUAUCAUGAAAAAAGGAGGAGGUCCUAUUGCCACUGGCACGACGCCAAAGUCAGACGGCAUUGUUGACCGCCUGACCGAUACGUCCAAGUAUACAGGAACCCACAAACUUCGCUUUGACGAAGCGGGGCGCGGACGCGGUGCCGAAGGACGCGAUCGCCCAAGUGCGACUGAUCAGCUGUCGAAAAUUACUAACCGAGAAGAGACCUCUGUUCGCGGACUUCCAGUGUCCAUUGAUCCCGAAGAAGGAGACAAACAAGAACUGACAAGCAGCGCUGGCAAAAGAGGUCACUCAAGUGUCGUUACCGCCAGCUCUGAAAGACUUGAUUUAGCGUCUAGCAAGCCCAAGAGCUCGAAAUUGGGCUCAAACACGAAUUUGGCCAACAAGCCCAAAACACCUCAGGCCAAAAUUGACAAAUCCUAUGGCGCGAAUGCCAAGGGUGGCUCCGUUUUUGACCGGCUUACCAAUUCUGGCCAGUACACCGGAACUCACAAGCAUAGAUUCAAUGCAGAUGGCUCUGGGCGUGGCAUUGCCGGGCGAGAUUCCCCUGCAAAGGGGACGUCCCCAGGAUCUUACAGGGGCGGUGACGUCAAGGAUUUAAGUCAGAUUCUACGCUCUUAAUAGGGCACGUCCAGGCCAAGGAUUUCUUCGUUCUUUGUCAACUACAAGUGAGCUAAUUAAGCAUAUUCUACGUCUGCAAACUUUUGCUACA